AUAAUAUACAGCGAAAGUGUUCUACUUGUGAGCUUCAUCGUCAUACAACCGAAGAUACUCGUAGCUGGCACCAUGACAAUUUCCUAGUUUCGUCGUUUGUCAAACAUUUCGAGCAGGAGUACUUCUCAUGCUAUCCAAUCCUCGUGAUCAAUGAAUCGAUGAAAGGAAGUCUUGUACUUGCAGCAUGUGGUCGUAGUCGCAAUAAAAGAUGCUUCCGAAAGUAAAUGAGUCAGUGGACGAGCGACGAGAUGAAUCGGAGAGAGUCGUGAUAAGAUUGCACCGCAAAACACGCCCUUUCCGAUCACCUCCAAAGUUUGCUUCCAGUCUAGUGCAAGCCCUGGACGAAUGACUUCCACAUCUAUUAUUUACUUCCCUUGUGGCUCCGCAAUUACCCUUCGCUAGGCGAAUUUGCUUUUCUCAGAUUUAGUUUUUCUCUAUAGUAAGUCUUAGUAGGUCUAGGCCCUCCUUCUCCUGCUCCUCUCAUACUCUCGCUGUUCGGACAUUUCAUCAGUACGUAGAAUCUCGCUGAGGUUUAGACUCGCCUGCAGCUUCCUGCGAACAAGUAGACAAAAUGGUUGACAACGUGACUGCCGACGCCGCUGUACAAAUUUGGCGCGGAUUUGAGGACUACACUCAAGCAGUGACGAAGCUGGACGACGGCGUCCGAAUAUUCAGACCUACGGCAGAUUUGGAUAAAAAAUCAAUGCCAACACCACGGCGGCCGACUCGACGCAUGUGGAGCAGUGACAAGAACAUCAAAUUCAAAGCCUACGAGCUUGGGAGAGACGUUGCUCACAUUUAAGACUCGUGCCUUUCAUCAUUCAGCGCGGAGGUUGGAAUUCU
Messenger RNA from Amoebophrya sp. A25, 843 nucleotides. The record is from the annotation of a GenBank genome assembly. NCBI's taxonomy places the organism in Eukaryota, Dinophyceae, Syndiniales, Amoebophryaceae.